CUAUUGGAAAAGCGUUAAGAAGCUUCGAGAGGGUUCAGGAGAUCCGGCGGCUUCUCGAACAAUCUCUGCCCGUGUAUAUAAGCUCGCCAGCGGACUCGAGAGCGACUAGAACCCGCUGACGCUGGAGAAGAGGAAAUACAGCGAAUAAUUCAACAAAGAAACUCUCAGAAUAAACCACUCGAGAUGCCUGAGGCUCACGAGCAGCAGAUGAUGGAGGAUGAGGAGGUGGAGACGUUUGCGUUUCAGGCUGAGAUCGCUCAGCUCAUGUCUCUGAUCAUCAACACCUUCUACUCCAACAAGGAGAUCUUCCUCCGAGAGCUCAUCUCCAACUCCUCUGAUGCUUUGGACAAAAUCCGCUAUGAAAGUCUCACAGACCCAAGCAAGCUGGACUCAGGAAAAGACCUUAAAAUCGAAAUCAUUCCCAACAAAGAAGAGCGCACGCUGACCAUCAUCGACACCGGCAUCGGCAUGACCAAAGCCGACCUGAUCAACAAUCUGGGCACCAUCGCUAAAUCCGGCACAAAGGCCUUCAUGGAGGCUCUGCAGGCCGGAGCGGACAUUUCUAUGAUCGGUCAGUUCGGUGUGGGCUUUUAUUCUGCGUAUCUGGUGGCCGAGAAAGUGACGGUCAUCACCAAACAUCUCGAUGAUGAGCAGUACGCGUGGGAAUCGUCUGCUGGCGGAUCGUUCACUGUCAAAGUGGAUAACUCUGAGCCAAUCGGCCGUGGCACAAAAGUGAUUCUUCAUCUGAAGGAGGAUCAGACAGAGUACAUCGAAGAGCGGCGGAUCAAAGAGAUCGUCAAGAAACACUCGCAGUUUAUUGGAUACCCUAUCACACUCUUUGUGGAGAAGGAGCGCGAUAAGGAGGUGAGCGAUGAUGAGGCGGAAGAGGAGAAAGAGAAGGAGAAAGAAGAAGAAGAAGAGGGCGAGAAAGACGAAGACAAGCCUGAGAUUGAAGACGUAGGCUCAGAUGAGGACGACCACGAUCAUGGCGAUAAGUGUGGCGACAAGAAGAAGAAAAAGAAGAAGAUCAAGGAGAAAUACAUCGAUCAGGAGGAGCUGAACAAAACCAAACCGCUGUGGACCCGCAACCCUGAUGACAUCACCAACGAAGAGUACGGAGAGUUUUACAAGAGCCUGACCAACGACUGGGAGGAUCAUCUGGCUGUUAAGCACUUUUCAGUGGAAGGUCAGCUGGAAUUUCGCGCGCUGCUUUUUGUCCCUCGUCGAGCUCCAUUCGAUCUGUUUGAGAACAAGAAAAAGAAGAAUAACAUCAAACUGUACGUGCGCAGGGUGUUCAUCAUGGACAACUGUGACGAGCUCAUACCAGAAUAUCUCAACUUUAUUAAGGGUGUGGUGGACUCUGAGGAUCUGCCUCUGAACAUCUCCAGAGAAAUGCUUCAACAGAGCAAAAUCCUGAAGGUGAUCCGCAAAAACCUGGUCAAGAAGUGUCUGGAGCUCUUCACCGAACUGGCAGAGGAUAAAGACAACUAUAAGAAAUACUACGAGCAGUUCUCCAAAAACAUCAAGCUGGGCAUCCAUGAAGACUCGCAGAACAGAAAGAAACUGUCAGAGCUGCUGCGCUACUACACAUCCGCUUCAGGAGACGAGAUGGUGUCGCUCAAAGAUUACGUCACACGCAUGAAGGACACGCAGAAGCACAUCUACUACAUCACCGGUGAGACCAAAGAUCAGGUGGCGAACUCAGCGUUUGUGGAGCGCCUCCGUAAAGCAGGUCUGGAGGUGAUCUACAUGAUCGAGCCCAUCGACGAAUACUGUGUUCAGCAGCUGAAGGAGUUCGAAGGCAAGAAUCUGGUGUCGGUCACUAAAGAAGGCCUGGAGCUGCCCGAGGAUGAGGAGGAGAAGAAGAAGCAGGAGGAGAAGAAGAGCAAGUUUGAAAACCUCUGCAAGAUCAUGAAGGACAUCCUGGAGAAGAAAGUGGAGAAGGUCACCGUCUCCAACCGUCUGGUGUCUUCGCCUUGCUGUAUCGUCACCAGCACAUACGGCUGGACGGCGAACAUGGAGAGGAUCAUGAAGGCUCAGGCCCUCAGAGAUAACUCCACUAUGGGUUACAUGGCUGCCAAAAAGCACCUGGAGAUCAACCCUGACCACCCCAUCGUGGAGACUCUCCGGCAGAAAGCGGAAGCUGACAAAAACGACAAAUCUGUGAAGGAUCUGGUGAUCCUGCUGUUCGAGACGGCGCUCUUAUCCUCAGGCUUCACACUGGACGACCCGCAGACACACUCCAACCGCAUCUACAGGAUGAUCAAACUGGGCUUAGGCAUUGAUGAGGACGACCUGUCGGCAGAGGAGCCCAGUUCUGCCCCGAUAGAGGAGAUGCCGCCGCUGGAAGGAGACGACGACACAUCCCGCAUGGAGGAGGUGGACUGAGGAACACAUCCAGCGUGUAUUAUUA
Molecule: messenger RNA, 2413 nt
Organism: Danio rerio (zebrafish)
Lineage: Eukaryota; Metazoa; Chordata; Actinopteri; Cypriniformes; Danionidae
Gene: hsp90aa1.2
Product: heat shock protein 90, alpha (cytosolic), class A member 1, tandem duplicate 2
Biological process (GO): leukocyte migration; protein folding
Cellular component (GO): cytoplasm
Molecular function (GO): ATP binding; ATP-dependent protein folding chaperone; ATP hydrolysis activity
Source: RefSeq, marked provisional